Adineta ricciae is the source of this 1266-nucleotide messenger RNA. Lineage: Eukaryota; Metazoa; Rotifera; Eurotatoria; Adinetida; Adinetidae. The record is from the annotation of a GenBank genome assembly.
AUGAUAGUUCUUUCGAUUUUAUUCGGUUUAUUUGCUUUGACAGCGGGUCAAACUUGUCGAAACUUACCUCUUUAUGCUCGUUGCUCGACGAAUCCCGACUGUGGCUGUCUGCCAUUCUCAUCAGUUGAUGAUCAAAGUGGUAUUUGUGCUUACCUUCAUCUAAAUCCAACGAAACUGCGCGCGUGCAACGAAUAUAAUUAUUAUUGUGAUCAGCCAUACACAGUGUGUGUUCAUCAUCCAAGUUUAGCGACGAAAAAACCAUUGUGUUAUCCAACUGGUAUGGCUUCAUUAGACAUCUGUCCACCUUUAGAUCACAGUUGGACAUCAUCUGAAACGACGACGACAACCACCACCAUAACGACGACAGUUACAUCGAUAUCUGUGGAAGAACUUUGUGCCAACGUUAGUUGGUCACAAGUGGGUAAAACAGUAGCAGGAAGUAAUUUCACUGGCAAUGCAACAAAUCAACUACGAAAUCCAACGGCCAUUCUUUUCGACUCCAAGACCGAUACUCUCUAUGUUGCGGACACAACCAAUGCUCGUAUUGUAACCUGGCACAUCGAUGCAGAUUAUGGAAUGCUUGUUGCAGGAGGCAACGGAAACGGAAACCGAUCUAAUCAAUUCGAGUGGAUAUCAAGUAUGGUAUUGAAUCCAGCAGAUGGAAGUUUAAUCGUUUGCGAUGCAAGAAAUCGACGAAUUGUUCGUUGGUACCCGGGUGUUAUAGACGGAGAAAUCCUUGCACACAAUAUUUAUUGCAGUGGUUUAGCAUUGGACAAGCAAGGUUUUCUCUAUAUGACUGAAUUUGAAAAUCAGCGUGUGACCCGGUGGACAUUAGAAUCCAAUCUAAAAUUUGAUAGUAUUGUAGCAGGAAAUAAUGGUAAAGGUAACAGACUCGAUCAAUUAUAUGGACCAAUGAACAUCUUUGUUGAUGAAAAUCAAACUCUGUUCAUCAGUGAUAAUUCCAAUAAUCGAAUUGUUAAGUGGCCAAAAGGUGCUACCGAAGGAAUCCUUGUUGGAAACAUCCGUUAUCCGAAAGGAAUUCGUGUUACUUCAUCCGGAAAUGUCUAUGCUAUUGACAGUUAUUACAGUCGAGUGAUACGUUGGACACCAAAUGAUGUGAAUGGCACAGUUAUCAUCGGUGAAAAACAAUAUACGCUCAGUCAACCGACGGAUUUGGAUUUCGACGCAAACGGCAAUAUUUACGUAUGUCUCUACGGCAAAAAUCGAGUUGAAAAAUUCAAUCUUGAUAAAAAUGAGUGUCUAUAA